AUGGCCCGGUCGUACGGCGGCCGGGUGCUGGCCGCGAUGACCUUGCUGGGCAUCCCGGCGGCCGUGCUGGCGGCGCUGGGAGCGCAGCUGCUGUUCCAGCUGCAGGCAGGCCGCGCCGAGCUUCGGGGACUGCGCGCCGACGGGCUCGGCCCGGAGCUGGGCACCGGCCCUGGGCUGCCCGAGGACGCGGCCGGGGCGCUGCUGCCGCUGGCCGCCGCGCUCGCCGCGCUCGCCCUGGUGUUGGGCCUCACCUGCCUUCUGCUCGCGGCGCUCUGCGGCCACCUGGGCGCCGAGCUGGCGCGGGGGCCCGGCCCCGGCAGGUCUGACUGGUUUCUCUAUGACUGCCGCCUCCUCAGACACGUGGCCCUUGGCCUUUUCUGCUGUGGGGUCUCUGUCUACUUAGCAGCACUGUCCAUCUACGCCCUGCUGCUCUUUGAGAUCGAGACAGGUGCAGCAGCCGCCUCCAUCCUUGGAGUGGGUGCUCUGGUCCUGGUGGCAGCGCUGACCCACACUCUGCUCCGAGCUGCCCGGGCCACCCGCCGUGGCCUCCAUGAACUGUCCCCACCACACUUUGAAGACGACCCUGUCCGCCCUGCUGAAGUCUCCAAGGCCAGCCCCAGGGCUCAGCCCCAGCAGGGUACCCACCACCACACCCCCUACUCAUCCUGCCCAGAACCUGGGGACCCCCUCAGACCCACAGUCACUGCUACAGCACCUGCAGCCAUGGGGGGAGGCCGGGAGAGCAGCCUGCCUUUAUCCCACUUGCACCGGACACUGUCAGCUGGCAGGGGCCACUGGGAAGGGGUCACCCACGAGAUGCGUAGCAUGCUGGGCCACCGGUCACGGGGCUCAGGGAAGGACUCUACACUGGUGUGA
This is a messenger RNA of Enhydra lutris kenyoni (northern sea otter), 876 nucleotides long. RefSeq names its product transmembrane protein 221. The transcript has 3 exons. Bases 1 to 876 code for a protein of 291 amino acids. Lineage: Eukaryota; Metazoa; Chordata; Mammalia; Carnivora; Mustelidae. The record is from RefSeq and is a predicted model, not a curated record.